CAAAAGCACCAGCUCAAACAGCUUCUUUGGAGAACACUGGGUAACUCAUCAGCUCAUUGUAAAGAAGGUUUUAGACUGUUUUUCUAUUCUCAUUAGCCAUGGAGGAGAAAACCUGUUUCCUCUAAACCUUUACCGACUGAUUAUAGCAGCAAAUUUUUGGACUUUUGCCAAAUCUAGGCUUCUGGUAGUGACAUGGCGUACCCUCAGGACAACACUCUGAGGAUUGUACUAGUGGGGAAAACUGGAAGUGGGAAGAGCGCAACGGCCAACACCAUCCUGGGGAGUAGAGUCUUUGAGUCUAGAGUUGCUCCCCAUGCUGUCACCUCCAGCUGUCAAAGAGCAUCCCAGGAAUGGAAGGGGAGGAAACUUUUUGUUGUUGACACCCCAGGGCUCUUUCACACCAAGGACACCCUGGAUACUACAUGCAGGGAAAUCAGCCAGUGUGUCCUCUACUCCUGCCCUGGGCCUCAUGCCAUCGUGUUGGUCCUCCAGCUGGGCCGCUACAUGAAUGAAGAGCAGAAGACCGUGGCAUUGAUCAAGGCUCUCUUUGGGAAGCCAGCCUUGAAGCACAUGAUCAUAUUGUUCACUCGCAAAGAUAACUUGGAGGAGCAGAGCCUGAGUGACUUCUUAGCAGAUGCAGAUGUGAAACUAAGAAACAUCAUCAGCGAGUGUGGUAACCGCUACUGUGCCUUCAACAACAGAGCCUCAGAGGCCGAGAAGGAAGCUCAAGUGCAGGAGCUGGUGGAGCUGAUAGAGGAGAUGGUGCAGAGCAACGGAGGGGAUUACUUUACUGAUGCCAUUUACGAGGACACAGAGAAGAGGCUGAAGCAACAGGCAAAAGUCCUGAGGAAGAUCUACACUGAUCAAUUAAAUAAUGAAAUUAAACUAGUAGAAAAGGAAUAUGCUCAUAAAUCACAGGAAGAACGGGAGGAAAAAGUAAAAUCUCUAAAGAGGAAGUAUGCUGAACAAACAAAAAAUAUCAGAGAAGAAGCUGAGAAGGGCAUAUUUGAACAUGUUUUAAAUGUGAUUAUGUGGGUGCUUCCAAAAAUAUGGUAUAUGUUUUGGUAGUAAAGACCAUUUCAUUUUUUCUUCUGAAUUUAUGAUGAUUUGUGAUAGUGGUAGAUUGUAGUUUCCAUAGACAACUGUGACAAUAGCUUCUACUUAUUCUUCCUAUAACCUGACCCUGUUACUCCUGCCACUGACUUGCGGGGCCUGUGUCCUCUACCUUGGAACUGAGCAGAUCUGGGACUGUUUCAAUUAAUAGCAGAUGGUUGAAGCAACACCUUGUGACUCUAAGGUUACAUAUGGGCAAUGCUUCUUUGCCCUCUUGGGGUUCUUGCCCUUGGACCUUGACUGCCAUGUUGUGAGAAAGCCCAGGCUGCCUCUUGAGAGGCUGCCAUGCAGAGGGCCUGAAGUCACUGGCCCACUUCCCAGCUCACCUUUCAUUUGUGACUCAGACCAACUUGCCCGCCAUGGAAGUGAGGCAACACAGAAGCAGGCCUGCUGGCUGCCCCGCCAUCUCAGGCGAAGUUGCAGAAAGCAAAGAUGAGCCAUUCCCCCUGCGUCCUGCCCAUAUUGCAGCUUUAUGAGAACAAAUAAAUGAUGGUUUUUGUUUUUAA
This is a messenger RNA of Lynx canadensis (Canada lynx), 1619 nucleotides long. Its product is annotated as GTPase IMAP family member 7-like. The transcript has 3 exons. The coding region runs from base 193 to 1068 and encodes 291 amino acids. NCBI's taxonomy places the organism in Eukaryota, Metazoa, Chordata, Mammalia, Carnivora, Felidae. The record is from RefSeq and is a predicted model, not a curated record. Gene Ontology annotation, molecular function: GTP binding.